UUACACAGGAUUGCCUUCUGUGCAAGUGUUUUACGAUAUACUAAAUUUAGUUUUGAACAAUAACCCUCGGUUUGCAAUAGACAUAAAGAGCAGGUCACUCAGUGCUGCCGAGCAGAUGUAUGCAGUACUGGUUCGCUUAAGGACAGGUAUGGCCACACGAGAGAUUGCUCGCAAUUUUUUAAUUUCAAUGCCAUCAUUCAGUCGUAUAUUUUCAGAAUGGGUACUUAUAUUGCAGAAGUUUCUCACUGAAAUAACUAGCUUCCCCACACUUCCUGAAGUACAACAGCACAUGCCACUUCAUUUUAGACGGUACCCAAACACACGUAUAAUACUUGACACAACAGAAAUCCGUAGACAAAAGCCCUCAAGCUUAACUGCCCAGAGACGAACUUUCUCCCACUACGAGUUCGCAAACACAGUGAAAUGUGUUGUAGGCGCAACACCUGACUGCUAUGUUAGCUUUGUGUCGCCAUUAUAUGGGGGAAGUACCAGUGACAGAGCUAUUGUGCAACAGUCUGGAGUACUUGAUCUAUUCAAAUCAGGAGAUGGCAUCAUGGUUGACAAGGGAUUCAAGGUAGAUGACCUUCUGCCACGUGGUGUUGUCCUUCAUAUGCCUCCAUUUCGUAUUCCUGGAGAAGCGCAGAUGAGUGCCAAGGAUGUUGAAGCCACAAAGCAUGUUGCAAGUGCACGGGUGCACAUUGAAAGGGUCAUAAGAAGAAUCAAGGAGUUCCAUUUAUUGGACAGACCCUUACCUAUAAACAUGUUAGACAUAGCAGACGCAAUUUUCACAACAUGUGCAUUUCUCUCAAACUUUAGGCGACCACUAAUAAAUAAUGGGAAGGAAGUGGAGACAGACACCAUGUAAUAGAACACGAAAGCACGCGGUAUAUUUAUUUGGCGCACUUAAAAGGUGUCGUCAUGCACUAAAGUUUUAUGAUUCAAAGGAACGCACUAUGUGUGCGUCAGCCUUCUGAUAGUCAUUUUCAGAUUGUCCUCAUCACAAUGGUCAACUACAUAAAACCCCACAGCAUACUUCUUGUAGGACACGUAGCCUGCACCUGUAGUGUAAAGAAAUCCAAGGCGUCUGAUACGUCGUGUCAUGAGUUCUGGAAUUAUAGCAGCCUUAUAAAAGUACACCAGGCCCUGAAGUAUGUCUUUCCAAAUUUCUGCGUCAAAAUAUAUACGCUCCACUGAUAUGCAGUCUUGCAGGUCAGCAUGGUCUGUGAAGACUACAAAGUCGCACCAUGGCUUCUUCGCGACUCCCAUCUGUCCUUGUACUUGGUAGUAAUAAUAAUGGUCUUUUUUCAGGGUGACCUCACCAUUAGUUACUGCCAAGUAGAAACCUUUGUCAGCGCAGGCGUCAACAACUCUUUGGCCAGCUUUCGAAGCGGGGCACUUCACUUCUAGAAGCCCAUCCUCACUGCCAUCUCUCACAAGGCGAUCGGGCGAUGCGGCAAUGAAAGAAUGCAAUUCAUGAAUAUGCAAUCCUGUUUCCAUGACAUCUAUAUUUUUGUCAUAUAGCUGCAUGAAUUCUAGA
Messenger RNA from Dermacentor andersoni, 1537 nucleotides. The record is from RefSeq and is a predicted model, not a curated record. Lineage: Eukaryota; Metazoa; Arthropoda; Arachnida; Ixodida; Ixodidae.